Messenger RNA from Wasmannia auropunctata (little fire ant), 363 nucleotides. RefSeq lists its product as uncharacterized. The coding region runs from base 1 to 363 and encodes 120 amino acids. Lineage: Eukaryota; Metazoa; Arthropoda; Insecta; Hymenoptera; Formicidae. Gene Ontology annotation, molecular function: G protein-coupled GABA receptor activity. The record is from RefSeq and is a predicted model, not a curated record. Gene Ontology annotation, cellular component: membrane; G protein-coupled receptor heterodimeric complex. Gene Ontology annotation, biological process: G protein-coupled receptor signaling pathway; gamma-aminobutyric acid signaling pathway. The transcript has a single exon.
AUGAGGACAGCCGGGGAAAUGUCCGCGGCGAUCGGCGCCGCGGGCGGUAGGACGAGGAGUCGUUCGGUGAUGCUGCUGGUCGCGAUCGCGUGCUGCUGCUGGUUGCUGCUGAUCGGCGAGUGCGCCAGCCAGAAGCCGAUCAACCUCGGCGGCAGCAAGAAACGCGACGUCUACAUCGCCGGCUUCUUCCCGUACGGCAAUCACGUGCCGGAGGGUCACAUCGGCCGCGGAGUCAUGCCCGCGGUGAAGCUCGCGGUGGAGCACAUCAACGAGCACCCGACGAUACUCAGGGACUAUCGGCUGCACAUGUGGUGGAACGACACGGAGGUGAGUAGUCCCUGUAAAAUACGGCAAAUUCCCUGA